Mugil cephalus (flathead mullet) is the source of this 965-nucleotide messenger RNA. RefSeq names its product hairy-related 3 (gene hes3). Gene Ontology annotation, molecular function: DNA-binding transcription factor activity, RNA polymerase II-specific; protein dimerization activity; RNA polymerase II cis-regulatory region sequence-specific DNA binding. Gene Ontology annotation, cellular component: nucleus. The transcript has 4 exons. NCBI's taxonomy places the organism in Eukaryota, Metazoa, Chordata, Actinopteri, Mugiliformes, Mugilidae. The record is from RefSeq and is a predicted model, not a curated record. Bases 86 to 793 code for a protein of 235 amino acids. Gene Ontology annotation, biological process: regulation of neurogenesis; anterior/posterior pattern specification; regulation of transcription by RNA polymerase II.
CGGGAUCAAGUCCUCCAUUCGUGGACCAGAGAGAGAAAGCGAUUAACUUAAAGGAAACAAAAAAAAGAAAGAAAGGACUAAGAGAAUGGUGGCGACUACAGACUGCGUAGAGAAAUCCAAACCCGUUACUGGAAACAAGGUAUCCAAACCACUCAUGGAAAAGAAACGAAGAGCACGGAUAAACCAAUGUUUGGAUCAGUUAAAAUCUCUUCUGGAGAGCUACUACAGCAGCAGUAUUCGAAAGCGCAAACUGGAAAAGGCCGACAUCUUAGAGCUUACCGUGAAACACCUGAGGAACCUCCAAAAGAUCCAGAGCUGCACUGCCGCUGCAUCCGAGUUUUCAGAUUACCAGUCUGGCUUUCGCAGUUGCCUGGCAAACGUCAACCAAUACCUGCUGAUGGCGGAACACUCGGACGGGAGCGACCGCUGGAUGCUGUCGCAGAUUUCCAACAAACUCUGCCGCUCUCGAAGAAGAGAAGUCUCCAGCACCACGGACAGCAACCUGGCUCAAGCCGAGGCGCGGAAUGAGGCGCGGAAACUUCCCGCAUCGCCCGCUGCACCUGAGGAGGAAAGGGUUGCCAAAUUUAAACCUGGCGGCCACCACGGUGCAGGCGUGACACAUUUUGUGCACGGCGAAGACGCACGCCAGUCGCCUGAAAUCAAGCAGGCUGUGCUUUUUGCUUUGCCUUCACGAAACACGAAAGAAAAAUGUUGCACUCCCAACAAGGUCCACUCCGUCAGUGACAGGAUUGAAGCUGCAAACACUCAUCACAGUGUAUGGAGGCCUUGGUAGAGACUGAUGAGAAUGUAAUGCUGAUGUAAAUAUAUUUGUUCGCCUUAAUGUUUAUAAUUGUACCAUAGAGACCACAAUAUGCUAUUACCUAUACUGCAAAUGUAUUAUUUUCUUAAUAAAAGUGACAAAGAGAAAGAUGCGUGUCGCCUUGGCGAGAUCUGAACUUUCCUAU